Molecule: messenger RNA, 759 nt
Organism: Pseudocercospora fijiensis CIRAD86
Lineage: Eukaryota; Fungi; Ascomycota; Dothideomycetes; Mycosphaerellales; Mycosphaerellaceae
Exons: 3
Coding region: 1-759 (252 amino acids)
Source: RefSeq, a predicted model, not a curated record
AUGCAUAGAUCAGUGCUUGCCGCGUCAGAGAGCGGAUUGCGUCACGCCAAGGCAAGAGCGUUGAAGCGAAGGCAAGUAAUAAAUACAAUUAUUUCCAGCCAAGCGCACUCCGGUCAUUUGGCAAAGUCCGAGGUCUGGCGUGAAAUCCCCCACGAUCUCAACAUUCGUGAAAUGGCGAUGGAACCUGAUACACGCGCUUCAGAGAACUUCAACUGGGAGCUGCAAAGCUCACCACGCUCAGACUUGGCUGCGGGCGAAUUGUUGAAGGCAGGAGCAGGGCACUCACGUUUUCGAUUGGACUUGACCACCAAUCAACAUGACAGAGUCAGUGGCAUGGCGACUCUCAACGCAACGUCAUCACACAAGGUGCUCGGACACGCAAUCAGCUUCUUCGGGAGUCAAAUGAAAACCCCUGGGAGCAAUGUCUGCGGGCAUGGGGAUCCAGUUUUCGAUAGGGCUUGGCACAGGGCUUGCGGGUCCGUCACUGGGAAACCAGAGCCCUGUGCUGGACAUGGCAUCGAGGUGCCUGCCGAAUCUUUUGCUUCAUCAUGCGCCACUGCCCUCGGUAGAGGGCCGUCACUCGACUACCCGCUGACUAGCCUUCGAUUCAUAGCUUACCCGAAACCCGCUCUUGACGAUGUUGAGGGUUCGAUCCCUGGCGAUGGCACUUGUCAAUUUGCUUUUCCCCUCCGGGGAUCGAACCCUCGAAGUCAUAGUCAACAGCGCUGGAACAUCGGACACAUGCUUGUGCAUUCAUAG